AUAUUCAUCUAACGACAACCCCAAAAGCUUUACCUUUUUCUCCUCCUCAACCCUAUAAAUUCUUAAUCUAAACCUUACCAUAAGUAGCUAAAAGAUAACCUUCUUUUAUAAACAUCACAUUUCCUUGCUUCCAAGAAAUAUAUAUAUAAGGUACUCCUCUUAACUAUUUUUCCCGUAACGGUGAUCGCUUCACCGAUAAGUCCGGCAAGGGCUUCUUUGAUCGGAAACAAAUUACACUUUGGGGGAGAUAGUAUGGAUAUGUCAAACUGGGAGCAGAAGAAUUUGCUAAGCGAGGAGCUGGUUCAUGGUCUGAAGGCGGCAAAGCAGCUCCAAGCUGAGCUCGGAACAGCUCCAUCGUUAUCUUCUUCUUCCUUAUGUUUGACGACUGAGAUGAGAGAAACCCUCCUACAUCAGAUCGUUUCUUCGUACGAGAAAGCUAUUUGGAUGCUCAACGGUUCCAACAUAGUACACAGUCCGACGGCGGAGAUGGUAAAUCUUGCGGCGGAUCCGGUAGCUAACACCGGUAAAGUUCCAGAAUCUCCGACUUCGAUCAACGGAAGUCCGAGAAGUGAAGAGUUUCUCGAUGGAGGAUCCAAAGAUUACAACUUGAGCUCUAAAAAGAGGAAGAUGUUGCCGAAGUGGACAGAGCAAGUGAGAAUAAGCCCAGAGAGAGGCUUAGAAGGACCUCACGAUGAUGUCUUCAGCUGGAGAAAAUAUGGCCAGAAGGACAUUUUAGGCGCCAAAUAUCCAAGGAGUUAUUACAGAUGUACAUUUCGUAACACGCAGAAUUGUUGGGCCACGAAACAGGUCCAGAGAUCAGACGAUGAUCCUACGAUAUUUGAUUUGACAUACAAAGGAACACACACUUGCUCACAGGGGAUCCGGCCUCCAGAGAAGCGAGAAACUAGACCAAACACAACACUCGUUAAUUACCAAAAUGACCUUCUCGACAAUCUCAGUACCAAUCUCACAGUCCGUACAAACGGGAACGAAAGCGAAGCUUUUUCAUUCCCUUUUACGCCGCCGUUUUACGCUUUCGAGUCCGAUUUCGGGAACGGCGCUGGAACGUUUGGCCAUGUGGGAAGUUCUGGUCCGUCGAAUUUUACAGGAUUGAUUUCUACUAAUACCUCUACAGGAAGUUCCCCAAUUUUCGACGUGGAUUUUCAGUUUGAUCCAACGGCGGAGAUUAACACUGGUCUCCACACGUUUCUCCAUGAUUCGGUUUAACUUCAAUUACGGAUUACAAUAUUUCUUUGGGAUUAAUACUUUAAUAGUGCAAAAUAAAAGAUUUUAGUUUGAUAAAACAUUUUCCAACUAGUUUGAUGACACU
This is a messenger RNA of Raphanus sativus (radish), 1330 nucleotides long. Its product is annotated as probable WRKY transcription factor 41. Gene Ontology annotation, cellular component: nucleus. Gene Ontology annotation, molecular function: transcription cis-regulatory region binding; DNA-binding transcription factor activity. Gene Ontology annotation, biological process: regulation of DNA-templated transcription. The transcript has 3 exons. The record is from RefSeq and is a predicted model, not a curated record. The coding region runs from base 253 to 1227 and encodes 324 amino acids. Lineage: Eukaryota; Viridiplantae; Streptophyta; Magnoliopsida; Brassicales; Brassicaceae.